GUUUAAUACAACUUGUAUUGCAAAAAUGCCGCUCAAUCUUGGAGAGACUGUUCCCGACUUUGUUGCCGACUCGACCGAGGGCGAGAUCAAGUUCCACUCGUGGCUCGGCGACAGCUGGGGCAUUCUGUUCUCCCACCCCGCCGACUUCACCCCGGUGUGCACGACCGAGCUCGGCUGCAUCGCCAAGGCCGCACAGACGGGCGAGUUCUCGCGCCGCAACACCAAGAUCAUCGCCCUGAGCGUCGACUCGGCCGAGCAGCACCGCGCCUGGAUCAAGGACAUUGCUGCCUUCCAGGGCGUCGAGGGCGCUUGGCCGUACCCCAUCCUGUCCGACACAGACCGCACCCUCGCUGUCAAGUGGGGCAUGCUCGAUCCCUCUGAGAUCGACUCCAAGGGCUUGCCCGUCACUGCCCGUGCCGUCUUCUUCAUUGGCCCCGACAAGAAGGUCAAGGCCGUCAUCCUGUACCCCGCCACCACUGGCCGCAACGUUGAUGAGCUCGUUCGCGUGUUGGACUCGCUCCAGCUGACGGUCAAGUACGCUUGCGCUACCCCCGUCAACUGGAAGGUUGGCGAUCAGGUCAUGAUCCAGCCUUCGGUUUCGAACGAGGCUGCCAAGGACAAGUUCCCCAAGGGCUGGAAGACUGUCGAGGUUCCCUCCAAGAAGGAGUACAUUCGUCUGACUCCCUACCCCGACCAUUAACUGCAGUGCUGCAGAGCGUCCUGUCGCAACAAGCGUCAUGGCCGCCCCCCCCCCCUCUUUUUCUUUGAUGCUGGGCUGCAGUGAUUUUGUUGCUUGUUGUUGGUUUGUUACUUCAAAACAAAGUCCAAAUCCAACCAUCGUGCGCU
This is a messenger RNA of Capsaspora owczarzaki ATCC 30864, 846 nucleotides long. Its product is annotated as peroxidase. Gene Ontology annotation, cellular component: mitochondrion; cytosol. The record is from RefSeq and is a predicted model, not a curated record. Gene Ontology annotation, biological process: cellular oxidant detoxification; cell redox homeostasis. NCBI's taxonomy places the organism in Eukaryota, Filasterea, Ministeriida, Capsasporidae. The transcript has 4 exons. Gene Ontology annotation, molecular function: peroxiredoxin activity. The coding region runs from base 26 to 700 and encodes 224 amino acids.